ACCACUUCCCGUUAUCCACUUUACAGCUUAAUUUCCGAUAGUGAGGAGAGAGAGAGAGGGCAUUCAUGGACCUUAGAGUUUCUUGCACUACCUGCACUUCUGUGUACAGGAGACCGGUACUUAACCGGCGACUUUCUCCGCCGAAGAGCUAUAACAAUUACCGCUUCAGCUCCUUGAAAUGUCGCCGCAAAAUAACGUCAGAGCUGCAAGCGCCGGUGGGAGUCACCGUUCCAUCCGGUAGCAGCCACUCUCCGUCGAUCCCUUCCCAUAGAGUCACCGUUCACGACCGACAGCGUGGAGUGGUUCACCAGUUCCUCGUUCCCGAGGACCAGUAUAUAUUGCACACUGCUGAAUCUCAGAACAUCUCCCUUCCUUUCGCUUGCAGGCAUGGUUGUUGUACUAGCUGUGCUGUACGUGUAAAAUCUGGACAACUUAGACAGCCUGAAGCGCUAGGAAUUUCUGCAGAAUUGAAAUCAAAGGGGUAUGCACUACUCUGUGUGGGUUUCCCAUCAUCUGACCUUGAAGUGGAAACACAAGACGAGGAUGAGGUAUAUUGGCUUCAGUUUGGAAGAUAUUUCGCCCGAGGACCAGUAGAGAGGGAUGACUAUGCAUUGGAGUUGGCCAUGGGUGAUGAAUAAAGCAAUGUACAAUAUCAGUUUAGGUGUGAGCAUCGAUGGAGUGAAACAUGUAGAUUGCAUUUUCCCCUCCCUUUUUUCCAUUUUUCUUUUCAUCUGUUUUUACCCAUAUCCCUGUAUUUUUCAGCCCUUCGAUAUAUUAAUGAGUAAACAUUCCACGCUAUGUGUGGCAUUUCAUCAUGGUAGUCUAUAAAAGAUGUUAAUCAGAA
Messenger RNA from Alnus glutinosa, 844 nucleotides. RefSeq names its product ferredoxin C 2, chloroplastic. The record is from RefSeq and is a predicted model, not a curated record. Gene Ontology annotation, molecular function: iron-sulfur cluster binding. The transcript is spliced from 6 exons. NCBI's taxonomy places the organism in Eukaryota, Viridiplantae, Streptophyta, Magnoliopsida, Fagales, Betulaceae. Bases 66 to 638 code for a protein of 190 amino acids.